This is a messenger RNA of Aricia agestis (brown argus), 778 nucleotides long. Its product is annotated as skin secretory protein xP2-like. The record is from RefSeq and is a predicted model, not a curated record. The transcript has 3 exons. NCBI's taxonomy places the organism in Eukaryota, Metazoa, Arthropoda, Insecta, Lepidoptera, Lycaenidae. The annotation marks the transcript as partial.
GCCGCGCCGCCCGCCGUCGCCGCCGCCGUCGCAGCCCCGGCCGCCGCGACCGACGCCGACCCCGACCACGACGACGACGCCGCCGCAGACACCUGCAGGCGGCUGGCGGAGAGCACGCCGGACCUGCUGCUGGACACGCCGGCGCGCGCCGCCGACCACUUCGCGCAGGACCGCGACACCCUGCGCCGCGCCCCUCCCCCCGCCGCCAUCGCCGCCCCCGCCGCGCCCGCGCCCGCCCAGCACCACAGACAGACGAGCUCGGACGGCGGCGUGGCUCGGACGGAGCCGGGGGCGGGGGCGGGCGGUGCGCUGGGCAGCCCCGUGCCGGCGCGCAACACGCUGCGCGUGGCCGCCAAGUUCGCCGACCUCACGCUCACGGGCGGCUCGCUCAAGCCCGCGCUGGCCGCCAAGCCCGCGCUGCUGCGCCGCCCCACCCCGCACCCCGCGCACGCCGCGCCCGCGCCCGCCUCCGCGCCCGCCUCCGCGCCCGCGCCCGCCGAGCCGCAAUAGCACGGGACUGCCCCGCCCCCACCAGUCUCGGGUCGUAUUAUAUAAUAGCGGCGUCCGCAACGCAGAGCGUCGGCGCCGCGCCGCGCCUUCUCCGUCGUUAGUAGAUUUUGUAUGCAUGCAUAUCGUUGUACUAUAUGCGAAUAUUUUUGUACCGUCGCCGAGAUGCCGCACAAUAAACAGUAUUAUCGACGGCGUUUUUUAUUGUACCCUAGACGAUAACAUAUUUUUUAAUGAUUAUAUUUAUAAUAAAGUUAGUAAUGAUGAUCGA